Messenger RNA from Planococcus citri (citrus mealybug), 1280 nucleotides. It is a transcript of the gene Fib, whose product is annotated as rRNA 2'-O-methyltransferase fibrillarin. The transcript is spliced from 2 exons. Bases 166 to 1182 code for a protein of 338 amino acids. Gene Ontology annotation, biological process: box C/D sno(s)RNA 3'-end processing; rRNA methylation. NCBI's taxonomy places the organism in Eukaryota, Metazoa, Arthropoda, Insecta, Hemiptera, Pseudococcidae. Gene Ontology annotation, molecular function: histone H2AQ104 methyltransferase activity; RNA binding; rRNA methyltransferase activity. Gene Ontology annotation, cellular component: nucleolus; small-subunit processome; box C/D methylation guide snoRNP complex. The record is from RefSeq and is a predicted model, not a curated record.
UAAGUUAGUUAACUUCGCAUGACAGUGUGCGCGGGAUAACAUGCGGUGAAAAUGUGGUUUUCGCGAAAUUAAUUAUUUGUAAAUAUUUUUAAAAUCGUGUAAAAUAGUUAAUUUUAUUGCGAUCGUUACCAACUAGAAUUUUUUCACUUCAUCUUCGAUAUCACCAUGGGUAAACCAAGCUUCGAACGUGGAGGCGGUGGACGCGGCGGCGGCGGCGGUGGUUUUAAUCGAAACUCAUUCGGAGGCAGAGGAGGCGGCGAUCGUAACAGCGGCGGUGGCCGAGGAGGUUUCGGAGGAGGCCGUGGUGGUCGUGGUGGCGGCGGCGGCUUCGGUGGAGGUCGAGGAGGCGGUGGUCGUGGCGGCGGCGGUCGUGGCGGUUUCGGUGGUCGAGGCGGCGGUGGUCGUGGAGGCGGCGGUCGAGGCGGUGGAGGUCGUGGAGGCGGCGGCGGAGGUAAAUUCAAAGGUGGAAAAACGGUCAUCAUCGAACCUCACAGACACGGAGGUGUAUUCAUCGCUAGAGGCAAAGAAGACGCUCUGGUCACUCGUAACAUGGUGGUCGGCGACUCGGUCUACGGUGAGAAACGUAUCGUUGUCGAGAACGAAGGCGAAAAAGUCGAAUACAGAGUGUGGAAUCCGUUCAGGUCGAAGUUAGCCGCCGCUAUUCUAGGCGGUAUCGAAGAAAUACACAUGCCACCCGGUUGUAAAGUAUUGUAUCUCGGUGCCGCAUCCGGUACGACCGUAUCUCACGUAUCCGAUAUCGUCGGACCCGAAGGUUUAGUUUACGCCGUAGAAUUUUCUCACCGUUCCGGACGUGAUUUAUUGAACGUAGCUAAGAAAAGGACUAAUAUUAUUCCAAUUAUCGAGGAUGCCAGACAUCCGCUCAAGUACCGUAUGCUAGUCGGAAUGGUCGACUGUAUUUUCGCCGACGUCGCGCAACCAGACCAAGCUAGAAUCGUAGCCAUCAACGCGCAACACUAUCUGAAGAAUAAUGGUCAUUUUGUGAUAUCCAUCAAAGCUAAUUGUAUCGACAGUACCGCCGAACCAGAGGCAGUCUUUGCCAACGAAGUGAAAAAAUUACAAGCCGAUAAACUGAAACCGAAAGAGCAACUUACUCUCGAACCUUACGAGCGUGAUCACGCUGUUGUCGUAGGUGUCUAUAGAUCAGCUGCUGCUAAGAAAUGACCGUCGACCUGCAGAAUAAUUAUUAUUUUUACAAAUUUUGUCUAUUUUUAAGAAGUUUUAUUGUCUAUGUCAACAAUAAAGUGUUUCAUUUUUAUAAA